UGAUCGAGCAUUCAUUCAUUUAUCGUCAGCUGCAAUGGAAAACAAACAUGAUUGUUUAGGCCUAAUUUUGUUUAGUUAGUGGUUAUUUAAUAUUGAUGAUCUGAACAUUAAUAAUAAUAGAACAUGUACCAAAUACGAAUAAUUAGAAAUGCAGUCAAGAAAUGAUCAAGAAAUUAAGGUUUCAUCUAUUCUUGAUGAAUACAAUGUAUGCUGGAAGCAGAAAUUGGGUACUGGGAUAAAUGGUCCGGUUCGCUCUUGUGUCAAGAAAUCCACCGGAGAGCGUUUCGCUUUAAAAAUAAUUCUUGAUAAACCAAACUCACGACAGGAGGUAUGUCAUCACAGUCGUGCAAGUGGCAGCAAGUACAUUGUGACACUAUAUGAAGUGUAUGCAAAUGAUGUCCAGUUUCCAGGAGAGAACGAACCAAAGAGCCGACUGUUGUUGGUGCUGGAAAUAAUGGAUGGUGGAGAACUGUUUGAUCGGAUCAGACAGCAGAGAGGAUUUACAGAGAGCAAAGCCGUUGAAUAUGCUACUCAGGUUGCCAAAGCAGUGUAUCGUUGUCACAGUCUAAAUAUAGCACAUCGUGAUUUGAAGCCAGAGAACCUUUUGUUGAAGGACAAUUCACAGGUAGACAGCGUCAGAAAAGGGCGAAAAUAUUUUGGAUUUGCAAAAUAUGAUGAUGGCAACUUGAUGACUCCUAAUUAUACACCAUACUACGUGGCGCCUCAGGUUCUUGAAGCUCAGCAGAGACAGAGGAAUCAUGGGAAGGAUAUCAUGUCAGUUGCUCCCUACACCUAUGAUAAGAGUUGUGACAUGUGGUCGCUAGGUGUUAUAUUGUACAUCAUGCUGUGCGGCUACCCACCAUUUUACUCCGAGACACCAUCACAGCUCUUGUCACAACAGAUGAGAUGUCGAAUCAUGGCGGGGCAGUACCAGUUUCCAGCAGAGGAAUGGUCCAUCAUUUCCGCUGAGGCUAAAGAUGCUGUCAAGGGCUUAUUGAGGGUAGAACCGACUGAAAGAAUGACAAUAGACCAGUUCUUGCAACAUUCGUGGUUGAAUAACCCCAGGAACUCCAACACUCAACUACACUCACCUGCUAUCAUGCUGGAUAAGAAUAUGAUGGAAGAAGCAAAGCAAGCCCAUUCUCAACAGCUGACCAACAUGAGACUCCCUGAGAAACAAGUUAUGCUGAAACCAGUCCUCAAGGCUAACAACCCGAUUGUCAGGAAGAGAUUUAGAAGCAGAGGAUGUUCAUUGGAUAAUAAGUCGAUAGAAGAACCGCCAGUUAAACUAUCUAAGAAUGAUGAUGUACUCAGCCAACUCAGGGAUAUUAUUGCCCAGUGCAUCCUUCCUCCUAAAGUGUCAAGAGAGGAAGAUCUUUGUCAAAUGAUCAAGAAAGCCUGCCAAUUAUUGCCAGGUAGUAAAGACCUACAAAAUGGCCUGCAUCAUUUGAAUUGGAAUGGAGAGGAAUUUGGAGAUAAAUUAGACAAGAACAAACUAGCUGUGCUCAUGAGAGAAAUCAUAAAAGAAGUGAAUUUAGAUGACUAAUGACUGCAAGUUACCGUCCACAUUACUGACCUCUAGAAUGCUAAAAUAAAAGGAAUUGCUACAGUAACUGAUGUAAGAGAUUAACAGUGACCAUAAAUCCAAGGGGUUGUGGAGGGCUGGGAGUAGUGAUUGGAUAAAAGAAACCUUAAAGUCAAGAGGUUGAAGAAGGUUGGAAUGGUCGAUCCAAAAACAAAGGGGCUGGGAAGGGAAAAGUGAUUGGGUGAUUAAGAAAGACACUUAAGCCAAAGGGGUUAUGUGAAGUGACCAAUGAUUUAGAGACCCUAGGUGAAGGGGUAAAAGGGAAUUGGGAGAACGACUAAUAAUUAACAGAGACUAAAGCAAUGGAGUAGAAGAGUUGGAAAAUUUGGCUGUUUAUUAUACAAGAGGUUGGACCAAUUGGCUCAUAAAUACUACAUCUUUAUAGAGCCAAGUGUUUGAAAAAGUUUUUAAAUGAUUGGUGAUUCAACUGGCUAGUCAACUAAUGAAAUGCAAAUGCUUUUUAUAAAACUUUUAUUUAUUUUUUUAUUAUACAGUAGAUCAAUUUUAGAAAAAAGUAUUUUUAUGAGAUAGUAGUUUUAGUAAAAUAAUAUUUACUAUAAUAAGUUGUAACCUGUUGAAUAAUUGUAGAGUUAAAGAGUAUUUCUUUUUUAUGGUAUAAUAUGUUGAUGUAAUGACUAUUUUUUUUUUCAUCAUGAUUUUGAUAUUUUUAAGAUUCUUGUCUCUGGAGCACACUUUCUUUAAAACUAGACACAUUCAGAAUAACAUUUAGGCACAUUUAAUAUGUGUACAUAUUACAAAAUAUUUAAUAUGUUGAAAUGUCAUACAUAUUACAGAACAUCUAGUGUUGAAGGAUAGGGAUAGGGCAAGGGGGUGCCCCUCAUACUACUUCGUUUAUAAUGUAUCACAUUGGUCCAUCCUGUAGUUGGCGAGUGUAAUAAAUUAUUUCUUUAAAUAUUUAUAGUGUAAAAGUCCAUUUUGAUCAAAUAUCAUUCAGUUUAUCACUUUAUUCCACAUAACAGUACUGUUUUAUAGAAAGUAUGUAAAAUUAUGAGAGGGUACCACAGUUACUUUCAGGUUUGAUUCAGGUCUGUUUCAGGUCUGUUUGUGGGUGUGGGUGGUUGGGCUGGAGUGUAUUUAUGUGUGUGCAUGGGUUGGGAAGGGGGUAAACAUCCAUGUUAUAUGGAUCUACCCACCAGCUACAAGUGCAAAAAUAUCCAUAUAAGUAAUAUAAACCUCAUGUUCUGUUUACACUAGAAGCUGUUUGAGCUUUGUCAAUAAAUUAUUUAAAGUCUGGGCUUAAGAAGAGCUGGUCUGGCCACUAUCUUAAAUUUCACCGAUAUGUAACAGUUUUCUUAGAUGUUACAAGAGGGAUGUUGCAUGAUAAGCUGAGUCCUUUAAUUCAAAGUAAAAAAAAAUAUGAGCAUGAUGGUGUAAUAUCACCUCAUAUAUGGGGAUAAUGAUGUCAUUUUACACCUAUAAAUGGGAAAAUCAGGUACAGGUAUGUGUAACAUAAAAAAGUAUAGUGUGAUUGGAACUUUAUGCUAAUUACGUUUAUGGUACCAGUUCACAACUUACUUAGGUUGGUGUCUGGCGUGGAUAGUAUUCCACCAUAGUAAGGGCUAAAUAUAAAGCACCAAGAGACUUCUAGAGGGGUUCUAUGAUCCCCAAGGCACCAUGAAUAAUUAUAUACAGUACUGUAUAUAUAUUGGGCUUAAUUUAAAGCGUCUAGAGGAUCUGUGAUCCACAAGGCACUGUAUGUGUAUAUGUGUAAUUAUAGAUACUGGCUGGAUUGGUUCAGGUUUUGAGAUUAAUUUGCCAUUGCAUAAAGGCAGGCUGAGAUGGACACGGAACUGAACGCGUUGAUAUAUGCUCAAGUGAAAGGAAAUGACAUGAGUCAAGUUGAGUUCCUUGCAGUUUUGUUUCGACCUGAGCUUGCUUUGAUAGAACCGGGCACAAGGUUUAUUUUACAUCCAGAAAUGGAAAUCAUAAAAUUAUUUAUCAUUUAAAAUCCUGUAGUUUGAUUAGCCAUUGUUUUACUGCUCCUUUAAUUAAUUCAUAUUUUGCUAAUGUUUAUAGAAAAUGUAUUGGAAUAAAUCUAUAGUUUAUGGGUAUUAAAAUGUAAUGAAUUAAUACUAUAUAUGAUUUUUAAAGUGUAUUUUGUAUUUUGUUGACAUAAUUUGUUUUUAUAAAUACAGGUACUGUAUACAAUACUGUACUUUGAAAGCUUAUAAUCAGAAAUUAUUGUUAAUGCAAUACAAAUAUUUCAUAUCUAAUAUAAUGAUGAUAUCAAAAAACAAUAAUAAAAUAUAAAAGUAAUACCUGUAAUUAUAGUAAUAAUGAGGAUGAUGAUAAUAAUAAAAAAUAAUUGGUUGAUGAUUAGGCCUACACACAGUAUAAACUAAUAAGAUGUUGAUCUGAUAAUAGGCCCAAUAUAAGUAUGAUGUUAUGAUGGAUAACACAUCUAUGACUAGUGAUGUAAUAAAAUUUGUAUAUGAA
Anneissia japonica is the source of this 4042-nucleotide messenger RNA. RefSeq names its product MAP kinase-activated protein kinase 5-like. Gene Ontology annotation, molecular function: mitogen-activated protein kinase binding; ATP binding; calcium-dependent protein serine/threonine kinase activity. The coding region runs from base 149 to 1546 and encodes 465 amino acids. The record is from RefSeq and is a predicted model, not a curated record. Gene Ontology annotation, cellular component: nucleus; cytoplasm. NCBI's taxonomy places the organism in Eukaryota, Metazoa, Echinodermata, Crinoidea, Comatulida, Comatulidae. The transcript has 11 exons. Gene Ontology annotation, biological process: peptidyl-serine phosphorylation; Ras protein signal transduction; negative regulation of TOR signaling.